AGAAAAAGAACAAAAUAAGACGCUUCCAGUGCAAGCUCACACCACCCGCACUAUGCAUCACUCAAUAGUGAUAACAGGUGUACAGUACCUGAUACCAAAGUGCACAACUUGUUGCACAAUGUAUCACUGCCCCUUGUGCCCUUCACUGAAGCCAAUGUCGCAAAAGAAAGUUCAGUUUCACUGGGAAGUCCAUUUAAAAAACGCCAUCGUUUUCCAAGAUAAAAGGAUAUGCAAGUGUCAUCUGCAUUGCAGAUCGGAUUCUCAUUUCCACUGCCCCUGUUGCAGCAAAACCGUUCUUAGACGACAUGCAAUGCAGACUCACCUGCAGCUGUGCUUAACGGCACAACAAAAACCUCCACAUCUUUCAAACCCAGUGUUUGCAAAGCCAUCGAAUACACCAGCUCCACAAUCCUCCCCAUCUACAACAGCUCUGGCUCCAUGCACUUCUACACCAGAGACGUCGUCAGGAUCUGCUCCAUGCAUUUCUAUAGCAUCUGUAUCUGCUCCGUGCACUUCUACACCAGAGAUAGCUUCCGUAUCUUCUCCGUGCAUUUCUAUAGCGUCUGUAUCGGCUCUGUGCACUUCUGCACCAGAGACAUCAUCUGCAUCUGCUCCAUGCACAUCCACUCCCGAAUUGUGCGAUUCAACGCCUUCAGAGUUUCCAUUGGAUUCUGUCGUGGAUCGUAAAAGGACUACAUGCCCGCACUGUUCAGCGGUGAUGCUAAAGAAGAACCUGAACAUACACAUUCAAAGGAAACACACCGAUCACAAUCAAGAUGUCCCGAUGCAGUCGAAUUUGUACGGUGUGUGCAUUGACAUGUUCAAUGGAGUGUAUGCUGUCCAAAAGAGCGGCAAUGGUUUUUCUGUGCCGGUGCAUGUUCAGAGGAAAACGUGGGGCAAAGAAUACCAAUUGAAAUGCGAUUUGCAGGAGUGCUGGGAAAACCAGCAGCUCGCUUCAAGUAGCGAACAGCACACAUUUAGUUUAUGUGAACACCUGAGCUCUCUCGACUAUUGUUGCGAGACUGUGUUUGAGGAGCUAUUAGAUCCCAGUGUUUUAGAUGAGAUGGUUAGGCUCAAAUUUUUUGGAGAAACCAAGAAAGCGGUGUGUUUGAGGAGACAGAAAGUGGCGCAGACCGCACACGUCCCUUUUUCUGUCUUGGUCACAUUCGGCGACUCUCAAAAGCGCUUCACUCUGUCAAUAUACGAACCUGUGGUGAAUCAAUUCAGCCGGCUUGGCAGAGUAAUGGUUACUUACCAUUCAACUACUAGAACUUGGGACUGCCCCUGUGCCAAGCCCCGGAUGUCCUGUCCUCAUAAAAACAUCGCCAAAUGGCACUUGUUUCAGACAAAUAUAGAGCUAUUCACGUCGCAAAUACCGUCGGAUGAGGCCUUAGUCAAGCAAAUCCCAGAAGAUCUCAACUGUGCUAUUCAGUUUGACCUGCACCGCACUGUGGAGUACGUUUAUUCCAUGAAGAAAAUCCCAUUGGCUUUACAAGAUGGAGCACAUCCGAAAUCAGCAUCUGAUUUUCCAUCGAGUUUGUGUCCUGUGGAGAGCUGCUGUGUGAUGUGUGAUGACAAUACAACACUUGAAUUGCCCAUGUUAACCACAAGAAACGCUCAAAUUGUCACAAUGGCUGGUGUCAUUAACGAUGUUUCAACUUACACCCGAAGGUGCCCAGGAUGUCAAAUGAUCUACAGAUACCAAGAAUGGUGCGAUGGGCUCCACAAUUUCAAUAACAACAUUAUUCUGAGUCUUGAACUUUGUCUGUUUCUUAGACACAGUUUACAGAGUCACGUGUGUCUCUCCAGGGUCAUCGAUACUUUAGAGAGCCUUCGGGGAGAGACAUACCCAGAUCGAGACACUGUACUGCAAGCUUACUGUCACUUUGAGGCCUUGGCAGAGAUCGAUUACACCUAUUCUUGUGUUAAUUGUGGUGACCACCCUCCUGUGGUAAUCUUGGAUUUGCUUAAGAAUGGUGUUUUCAGCACAUCAGCGAGUGACCUCAAAGAGCCGCCAUCAGAAUUCAAAGGGGAAGUUAAUAUUGAGGACUUCUGGCAGUCAGUGGAUCAGGAGAUGAUUGCAUGUGGCUUCGUUUCCAGCAGAGCACAAAAUCCAUUUGUUGUGGAGCCAAGUUAUGAAAACUGGGCUCCAUGGAUUGGGGAAAAAACAAGAAAGGGAAGCACAGUACUCAAUACAGAGUAUGAGAAAAUCACAUCACCGGAAAAUCAGGCUUUCAGUGUGUCUGAGGAUCGACUUGUGGAAGAGUUGAUGAAACAGGAGGUUAAUGAUGUCAGAAAGCUGUGCAAGGCCUGUAAUGUGGACUCCAACGGAUCCCACCUCGACAUGAUAUUACAAUUGAGAGCAGAGAUGCAAAACAAGCAGGCGUACGAGAAAAUCUUCCAGAAAAUCUGCGGGUCCUCAGGUGGUUGCUCUGUGGUCAUGUGUCCUCAUGGUGUGGUCUACAGCUUGAAGUUUAAUCUAAAUUUAGAGAGUUCAAGGGAUUUUGUGGACCUGCUUUUUUCAUGGCAACAUUUACCAAACGUGACCAUAUGUGACUCUCCUGGAGAUUUAGCCACACAUGCCAAUAUACGCACACCUUCAUUUCAUCCGCAUGAAGGCAGACUGGCAGACGCAACACUGGAGAAUAUCAACAAAGCAAAUCAGGAAACACUCAGGGUAUCUCUACCCUGGUUGCUGGAGAAGACUGAUAAUCUGACCUCCAAUGCUCAUCCGGUCACUGGAUCCUCAGAACACUACGUUUUGUCUGAUAAAUUGGAUGAAACCGACAUUAAAGACCCAAAGGACGUGCUCAGAAAUGUCCGAUUGGUGCCAGAGCUGCAGGAUUGGCUGAACAGACAAGCUGCUGAGCAAUUUGUCGCCGAAUUAAAAGAAAAUGACUACUUCAUCAAUCAUAUGACUCCAUCCACACACAUGUUCAUGAUGAGAAACAUUAUACAUUACAGAAAUGUAGCCGCAAACCAGCUCCUAUUGAGAGGCCCUUUAUAACCUUCUGAAGUGUGUUAAUGACACGUUUCUCUAACCUGUAAUAUAGUUUUCUAUGAGGUUUGUAUAUAAUAUUCUGUGGAAGAGACUUUUGUUUAUUGUUUUUUUAUUAGAAAUUUCAUCUUUAAGACUAAUAAUGUCUUGAAACUGAGCUUUUCAGAAACUCU
Molecule: messenger RNA, 3171 nt
Organism: Danio aesculapii
Lineage: Eukaryota; Metazoa; Chordata; Actinopteri; Cypriniformes; Danionidae
Exons: 9
Coding region: 53-3007 (984 amino acids)
Source: RefSeq, a predicted model, not a curated record